AUGAAUCCAGCAAAAGAUUCAGUUAUCAGGAGAACAUUAAGGACGAUGUCAGAAAUGAUUUUCGACCGAUUUGUAGAUUCAUCAUCAGAUGAAAAAACAAUCAGCGAAAAAGAGAAAAAGAAAAUUGAUCGCGCUGCAUUAAAAUACAUUGAAGCAUCAAGCUAUGUUGCAAAUACAUUUGAUGAAUCAUUCCAAUAUCUAAUGCAAGUUCAAAUGCAAGCGCAGGCUCAACAAAUUGCUGCAAAUCAAAACCAACACUAA
Molecule: messenger RNA, 261 nt
Organism: Trichomonas vaginalis G3
Lineage: Eukaryota; Parabasalia; Trichomonadida; Trichomonadidae
Product: mitochondrial import inner membrane translocase subunit Tim13 like domains domain-containing protein
Exons: 1
Coding region: 1-261 (86 amino acids)
Source: RefSeq, a predicted model, not a curated record